Molecule: messenger RNA, 3634 nt
Organism: Cucurbita maxima (winter squash)
Lineage: Eukaryota; Viridiplantae; Streptophyta; Magnoliopsida; Cucurbitales; Cucurbitaceae
Product: protein argonaute PNH1-like
Exons: 23
Coding region: 648-3506 (952 amino acids)
Biological process (GO): regulatory ncRNA-mediated post-transcriptional gene silencing
Cellular component (GO): cytoplasm
Molecular function (GO): RNA binding; protein binding
Source: RefSeq, a predicted model, not a curated record
UAACUCCAUUCCCCACGUUCUCUUUCUAUUCCUCCAGCUUCAGUUCCCCCUUUUCCUUGACCCCAUUUCUUCCAACUUCUUAAGCUAACAUAUUAACUUAAACAAGCUCUUGUUGUUUCCUUAUUCACUGUAUUAUUUAUUGAAACAAUCCUAUUAGUUUUGCACUGUUGAUGCACGUAAGAACUGCAAAAUAUUUGAAUUUUGUAUUCAAGAAGAUGUCAUUGAAGUGUGUGAAAUCUUCGGGCAUGUUGAGGUGCUUCCUUGUCUGAUUUACUUUUUGCCUUAUUUUUAACUGAUAUUUCAAGGAAUAAACUAAUGGAGUAUAAUGAAUGAGAGGCAAAGAAGAGAAAGUAAUAAAAAAGGGAUGAAGAAAAGGAAAGUAGGAGAUGGGGUUUAGAGUUGGUGCAAUAAAUAGGUGAAAGUUUGGAGCUUUAGCAGAGUGGGCGUCUGGUUUGGUGCAAACUGAACUGGAAAACUGGUGUUAGUUUGUUUCUCCACCACUGGAAUUGCCAUUAUUCUCCUUUCCUUGCUUUUGGCAGCGUUUCAACAGUUGGGUUUCUCAGAAAAAUCAAAUCAAAUCAAAGGUGGAGAAGGGAGUGUGAGUCUAUGGCUGACCAAAUGGCGUAGUCCUCAAGAAGAAAAGAAAAAUGCCCUACAUGCAUAUGGAGCCAGAAGAGAAACAUGUGAUACCAUCUUCUCAAAUGGUGUUAAAAUCCCUACAUGGCUCAAAGGAUGAUGAAAAGACUAGUUUAUGUAAAAGGAAAGGAAAAAGAAGGGCGAAAGGAUCUACCAUGAAAGGACUGAAACAAGAGGAGCUUGAUCCAAAUCUGGAGUUUCCCUCUUCUUCUUCCUGCAAAAGCUUAACAUUUCCAAGAAGGCCAGACUUUGGCUCGCUGGGGACUAAAUGCUUGGUUAAAGCCAACCACUUCCUAGCCAAAAUACCUGAAUCAGACAUAAGCCAUUAUAAUGUUAAGAUAACCCCAGAAGUUACUUCUCGUAAACUGAAGAAGAACAUACUGACCGAGUUGGUCAAACAUUAUAGAAGCACAGAGCUGGGGAUGCGACUGCCAGUUUACGAUGGAGGAAGCAACCUGUACACGGCCGGAUUGCUGCCUUUCACAUCAAAAGAGUUCACUGUCAUUUUGGCUGAUGAGGAAGAGGGAGCAGCCACUCCCAGGGAACGAGAAUUUAAAGUGCAAAUAAAGUUUGUAACUUUAGCUAGCAUGCACCAGUUACGAGAAUUAUUUGCUGGUAAACAAGUUAAAAACCCUCGAGAAGCUUUGACCAUCAUUGACAUCGUCUUGAGGGAGCUUCAUGCUCAAAGAUAUAUAUCAGUUGGGCGAUUCUUUUACACUCCUUGCAUUAAGAAACCUCAGCAUGUUGGGGGUGGUUUGCAAGUUUGGCGUGGCUUCUAUCAAAGCAUCCGACCUACUCAAAUGGGAUUGUCACUAAAUAUUGACAUGUCAUCCACUGCAUUCAUUGAAGCAAUCCCUGUCAUUGAUUUUGUUGCUCAAAUCUUAAACAAAGAUGUGUAUUCAAGACCACUGUCUGAUGCUGAUCGUAUCAAGAUUAAAAAAGUGCUCAGAGGUGUAAAAGUUGAAGUUACACACAGAGGAAAUGUGCGAAGGAAAUACAGAAUUUCAGGACUAACAACACAACCUACAAGAGAGCUAAUCUUCCCUCUUGAUGAGCAAAUGAACAUGAAAUCUGUAGUUGAAUACUUCCAAGAGGUGUAUGGAUAUACCAUUCAGUACACACAUUUGCCUUGCCUUCAAGUAGGAAACCAGAAGAAGGUGAACUAUCUACCCAUGGAGGCAUGUAAGAUUCUUAAGGGGCAGAGAUACACAAAAGGACUGAAUGAAAAGCAAAUAGCUUCCUUGUUGAAGGUUUCAUGCCAAAGACCAUCUGAUCAAGAAAUGGACAUUUUACAGACUGUUCAUCAGAAUGCAUAUGAGGAAGAUCCAUAUGCAAAAGAGUUCGGAAUCAGCAUCGACACCAAGCUUACAUCGGUUGAAGCACGAGUCCUCCCAUCUCCAUGGCUAAAAUUUCAUGACACGGGAAAAGAAAGGGAACAUCUGCCUCAAGUUGGUCAAUGGAAUAUGAUGAAUAAGGUCGGUCACUUCCUAAUGUCCGUGUGUUAUUGUGUAUAUCAUAGAAGGAUAUUUUACUUUCUGCCCCCAUUGCAGAAAGUAAUAAAUGGAAGUGUUGUAAGAUAUUGGGCUUGUAUCAAUUUCUCUCGCAACGUCCAAGAGAGCAUAGCUUGUGGUUUCUGUCAACAGCUGGUCCAGAUGUGCCAAGUCUCCGGCAUGGAAUUUAACUCAGAUCCUGCAAUUCCUAUAUACUCCGCAAGACCAGAUCAAGUGAAAAAGGCCUUAAAAUAUGUAUGUAAUGCAGUUUAUACCAAACAUGAAGGAAUGGAGUUAGAGUUACUGAUAGCUAUUCUUCCGGACAACAACGGCUCUUUAUAUGGUGAUCUUAAAAGGAUCUGUGAAACAGAGUUGGGAUUGAUAUCGCAGUGUUGUCUAACAAAGCAUGUUUUCAAGAAGAGCAGACAGUAUUUGGCGAAUGUGUCACUUAAGAUCAACGUCAAGAUGGGUGGAAGAAACACUGUUCUGUUAGAUGCUUUGCGGUCAAGAAUUCCACUAGUCAGUGACAUACCAACAAUAAUCUUUGGAGCUGAUGUCACCCAUCCAGAAUCUGGAGAGAAUUCUCUUCCAUCGAUAGCUGCCGUUGUGGCUUCCCAAGAUUGGCCAGAAGUUACAAAAUAUGCUGGAUUGGUAUGUGCUCAGCCUCACCGAGAAGAACUGAUUCAAGAUUUAUUCAAAACAUGGAAAGAUCCUCAUCGCGGCACAGUUGCCGGGGGUAUGAUAAGGGAGCUCUUGCUUUCAUUUAAGAAGGCCACUGGACAAAAACCAUUAAGGAUAAUAUUCUAUAGGGAUGGUGUCAGUGAGGGUCAGUUUUACCAAGUUCUACUGCACGAACUUGAUGCCAUACGCAAGGCUUGUGCUUCACUAGAACCCAGUUACCAACCUCCAGUAACUUUUAUCAUUGUCCAAAAGCGACAUCAUACCCGACUUUUCACAUCCAAUCACAGUGAUAGGAGCAGCACUGACAAGAGUGGUAAUAUUUUACCAGGUACUGUCGUGGAUUCAAAGAUAUGUCAUCCGACUGAGUUCGACUUUUAUCUAUGCAGUCACGCAGGAAUCCAGGGAACAAGUCGUCCCGCUCAUUAUCAUGUUCUUUGGGAUGAGAAUAAUUUCAGUGCUGAUGACAUUCAAUCUCUGACUAAUAACCUCUGUUACACAUAUGCUCGGUGCACAAGAUCAGUCUCAGUAGUGCCUCCAGCAUACUACGCUCAUUUAGCGGCGUAUAGAGCUCGAUUCUACGUGGAACCCGACGCCCAGGAGAAUGCGAAAAGGUGCUGCACUCGAACCACAAAUGGGUCCAGCGUCCGGCCUUUGCCUGCACUGAAAGAGAGAGUGAAAAAUGUGAUGUUCUAUUGUUGACCACAAGUAAAAACCAAGAAUGAGAGAAAUCGGAAAGCGAUUUGUUGACAAUCACACUAUAUACGAAAAUAUAUAUCUAUGUAUUAAGAAACUUCUGAGCAAUGAAAAAUUUUGUCCAAGUUUACCGA